Hemisphaericaspora subhashii is the source of this 4647-nucleotide messenger RNA. It is a transcript of the gene SIZ1, whose product is annotated as SUMO ligase. The coding region runs from base 1 to 4647 and encodes 1548 amino acids. The record is from RefSeq and is a predicted model, not a curated record. Lineage: Eukaryota; Fungi; Ascomycota; Pichiomycetes; Serinales; Debaryomycetaceae. Gene Ontology annotation, biological process: protein sumoylation. The transcript has a single exon. Gene Ontology annotation, molecular function: SUMO ligase activity; zinc ion binding.
AUGAGUAAUCAAUCAAAUCGACUGUUAUCAAAUGAAGAGUUUACUGAUACUAUUCAUCGUUUACAUCAGAUGAAAGUAGCUGAAUUGAAAGACAUCUGUAGAUCAAUGGGAUGCAAGAUAUCAGGCAGAAAGAGUGAUUUGGUCGAAAGCAUAGAAACAUAUUUUCGACAUGGAAAAGAGUUUGAUGAUAAUAUUAGAUUGUUGGCUGUUAGAGCACUUAUUUUGAAAAGAGAAUUAGGAAGCAAUUUACCCAGCUAUAGAGAGUUAUAUGCUGCCAUUAAAGAUGGUAGCUAUUCUGUACAGUCACAAGAAAAUCAAUAUACCAGAGCACCUGCACCCGCCGAGAGGUCGAUCCAUGCAAAUGAUUCUACACCUCAUAGAGGACAUGCAUUAUACUUUGUUGAAAAUCCAUUUUUCAGACCAGUAAGGCUUGUUCAUGGAAGUCCUCAAAUGUGUGCACCAUCCAAGGGAAGAGGAGUUUGUGAAUUUUCAUUUGUAUUGGAAAAGGAAGAAUAUCGACUACUUCAAAAUAAGGAAUCAAAUAUGAGAGUUUAUCUUUUAUGUGGGAAAAAGGAAAAUCAUGCACCAGCAUCUUCUGAUGUUCGUAUUCAAUUCCCCAUUCCUUCGGAAAUUACAGUAAAUGGAACCCAAAUAACUCAGGCUUACAGAGGUAUUAAAGGAAAACUAGGAACAGCAAAACCCGCUGAUAUAACUGGAUUUUUACGUCCUCCAACAUCAAGAAAUACUGUUCAAUUAAUCUAUCAACAAACAACUGAUACAUAUUUAACAUAUUUAUAUAUCGUGGACCCAAUAUCUGUUGAUUCAAUAAUGGAAACAAUAAAAACAAAGCCAAAGAUUCAUAAGAAUUCAACUAUCGAAAGGAUAAAAGCAGAAAAUGAAGAUGAUGAAAUUGAGGUUUCAACAACGACUGUAACAUUAAGAGACCCUCUAGCUUAUACUAGAAUGAAAUAUCCAGUGCAAUCAAUUUAUUGUAAACAUACCCAAUGUUUUGAUGGUUAUAUCUUUCUUCAAGCUCAAUUGCAAAUGCCAACGUGGAUCUGUCCUUAUUGUCUGAGAAAUAUUAAAGUUCAUGAUUUAGCUAUUUCAGAAUAUUUCGAUGAGAUUAUAAAUAAUGUUUCAGAAGAUGUGGAUAAUGUGGUUAUACAUACUGAUGGUUCCUGGUCGGUGUCAAAUGAAAAUGCUGCUGAUGAAAAUAAUAAUAUCAAAGCUGAACAGUCUAAUGCAUUAAGUAAAAGUAAGAGUGCAAGCGUACCUCCUUCAACAAUUGAAGUAGUAUCAUUGUCGAGUGAUGAGGAAGAGGAAAAUGAGGAUGUUGAUAUGGAUAAACAUGUCGAGGAGCCUAAUGAAGAUACAGAUAUGGAUCGAGGGAUAGAAAAUAACCAAAAUGCCCAGGUAAAUACUGAAAUGCCAAUUGGGGCCAAUGCAACAGAAGAACAACAAGGAGCAACUCUACCAACAAACAAUACACAAGUGGAGCCAACAAUACCGCCCGAACCAACUGUAGAAGAGACCCAACAAUCGUUGCCAACGAUGCCUGUCAAUACCGAACAACCACAAGUUUAUGGAGAACCUGCAAAUGGUAGAGUCGUACAAACUACACAAGAAACCGAACAACCAGCUCACGUCACAGAACCACAAGAAAAUGUCCAAGCUAUGGAAGAAGCUGCCAUUGAGACAACGGCCGCGAAUGUAAAUGCAGCAGCAAAUGAAACGCAGGUGGGAAAUAAUGCAAAUAAUAUUAUUGAAGGUCAAGAACUUGUGGCCCAGGAUUUAAUUCGAGAUAAUUCUGAUUCUGAAAAUGAAGAUUUGAAUGAUGAUUCUCCAUUAGCAAAUUUAGCAUAUGGUCGCGAUAAUUUUAGAAAAACUGGUAGGAUAUCAAAUAGAUCUAGUCUCAGCUCGAGUGGUUCAAGGGCGACUUCUCCGGGUAUGGAAGCUAUGGCCGUGUCUGGGGCAACGUCGCGUGUCGCUUCACCUUCAUCUCAUAUCCAUUCUCCAACCGGACCAGUAGUUCUGUCUGAAAGUAAGGGUCAAGGUCAACAGCAAAAACAACAACAACAACCACAGAAUAGUCACGAGGUUACAUCAACCCCGCAGCAACAGCCAUUGUCUCAGCAAGUAUCAAAUCAACAGAACAGUCCUACUGCAGCUUUAUCCCCGUCGGAAAAGAUCAAGCGUAUGCAAAGGCAAUAUUCUGCUCUUUUCAUUCCACGUAGCUCGGUACAACGACAAGUUCCACGAUCCCCUUCAAAAGAGACGUUCACAACAGCACCAGCUAAACCUAUAACAACAGAGCCUUCUAGAGAAAACGAGGUUGAUCAUUCUAAAGAUCAGAAUAGAGGUAUUACAACAGAUGCUAGUCAAGUAUUGGGGCAAACUCAGAUGCCAACAACAUCACCUCCUCAAAAUCUUCCACAAGUACAGAAAAAUGUACAUAUUCAGGGUAAUUCACCAAAUGCUGCAACAGAAAACAAUCAUGCGGGCUUGAUAGACAAUAAUACACAAACAAAUAAUAAUUUGGAGAUUAGAAGGGCUGUACAAUCAGCACAUCCAACUCUGGUAUCUGUUCCAUCGACGUAUCCGCAACCCAGUAUAUUUGGUAAACCUUCUAUGCAAGUUUCAGUUCCUCCAACCGUGUCAACGUCAUCUGGAAAUACGAAUCAACAUUCGCCUACUACCACUGAGUCACAACCGAUUGUUCAAGCUGGCAUUAGCCCUAGUCUUGUGACGCUGAAUGCUUUAGCGGCCACGUCGUCUGGACUGGUGUCAACGAGUUCUGCCUCUGGGCAUGCAUCAACACAGAACCGGUCCCAGGUAAUGCUCCCGAGAGAAUACUACGUCGAAAAGUUGACCAAAUUACAGAGCUAUCGGGGAAGAAUGUUGGGUGCAUUUCGGGAAGAUUUGGCGAAAUUAGAUGCUAAGCAUUUUGAAGCAAGGGACAUUUUCGAUACGGCAACACAGGAAGGGAUCACAAAAUUGAAAGCUCCAUUGAGGCACGCAAAUCGAAAUUCCAAUUCAAAUGCUUAUGGCGGUUCUCUGGCGAAUCAAGAACAAAAGAAGAUGGAAAGACACAUUAAUGAUAAGGUUUUGAAGUUUAUUCAAACAAGACAUGCAGAGAUGAAUAAGAUAUUAAAUGAACAACGAACUGAAAAGCAAGCCGUUUUUGCUCAACAAAGGGAGACGGCAGAAAAGGUUGAUCAAGCCAUUAGUAUUUGCCACAAAGCUUUGCGUGCUUAUCAAUCAAACAAUACGCCGACCAUGGGACAAUUUUCAUCAGCUAGUAAAAUUCCAUCAACUGGUUCUCAAAGUACUCAACUGGCAAAUCCCGUGUAUCAAGAAGGGUCCAAUAAUCAUCUGGCGCCAACUCAACCACCACCACAAGCAUUUAGAACACAAUCAGACGCGAGAAUCACGCCGCAAACCGUUGAAUACAGGCCGGCACAAGGGCCACAACAACCCAAGUCAUGGUCAUUUCCCCGUAGAACCCAAAAUGUCCACCAAUCUAAGCCUUAUAUGAAUGUGCAAGCGGCUUCGGCAAAUUCAGGUCUGGGUACGCCAUCCUUGGUAGAGCAAGCUGCGAGAAUGUUAAACGUUGCACCUAGACUAACUAAUACUGGACAUCGACUGAGUCAACCGAGUACACAACCAAGUAUAUCACCAACCCUGACAGCACCACCGCGGAGAGCAUCUUUUCAAACGGGUAGCACACAGCAAAGAACACUGCAGCAUCAUCCAGGCGCUUCUUUGCCGGUUCAUCAACAAAGACCGCCUCAAUUACAGAAUGCGACCCCAAGUACAACCGCACCAGUCUCGCUUCAGGAUACAGCUAAAAGAAUACUUGAGCAAAAUCUGCGAAAACAUCCCCGGCCACUAGUGGAUGAUCCAAAAAUCCAUAAUCAAGCACGGCCUCGAGAUAAGCCUGUCACCGCAAGGGUGCAAAAUUUUCAAUCUGAAACUGCGAAUGUGAACCUAUCAUCCAACCCUCAACAACAACAGACCCAAUCUCCCACCAUUGAUCCGCUACAACUCCAACAAUCUCAAUCUCCGACUAUAGAUCCCAAAACCGUUGGACAAGUUCCAUCGAAAUCUUUUACAUUUAGGCAACCUCAAACUGUGGUAAGUCAAGCAGCCCGUUUGCAGAAAUCUCCAAUAGAACAAAUACAGUUUCCAAAAGGCUCUCAAUUACAUGAAUCAAGCAAAAGCAAUUCAGAACAAGACGAAGGCGGACAAGAUCAACUUCAGCAACGUGAUUCAGGUAGAUCAAGUUUAGAAGAUAUAGGUUUAUUUGGCCCUCCGAAUCAGAAGAGACAGAAAAUUACGGGGAUGUUAGGCAUACAGUUAACUCAAGAUACAAUAGGAUUAGGAGGAUCGACUCUGAGUUCAAUUUCUCCUAUUAGUGGUCAAGUUGGCAAUAUGACCUUGAAUUCUCCAGCCUCUAUAUCUAAGUCUGGGGUUUCUACUCCUAUUGGUGGUCGAGUUGGUGCUGGUAUUGGUGGUACAACUGGUACUACUGCUACUCCUGUUGGUGCUACGACUGGUACUGCUGCCACUGCUACUGCUACUGCUACUACUGGUGCUGGUACUGGUCCUCUAGAAAUUAUUGAUUUGACUGGAGAUGACAGUGAUUAG